AUGUCGACGCUUUCGGGGGCGCCACCCGCGCAGCGGGCCCGAGUGCCGUGGAUGCACUCGAAGCCCAGUGCAAACCAGAGGAAGCAGUACAAGAGGGAGUUCCAGCAGGAGCAGCGCAUGAUCAACCGCGAGGCUUUCGUGAACGCCAGGGAGACCAAGGAGAAACUGUGGGCGGAGGCAUCGGCGGCCGCCUGGCCACCAGCGCGGGAAAGCUCCUGCCAGGAGGCCCAGCCCAGGAAGAGGCCGCCGCAGGUGGGGAUGAUGGCAUCGCCGUCAGCGGCCAGCAAGACAAAGAACCACGUCGCCAAGUGGAAGUAUGGCCACUGCGGCUUCGUCAGCUUCGGCUUCAGGGGCUACUGCAUGAGGUGCGCGGGUCUCCCGCCCACUGGCAUUCAGCAGCAGCAAGCGGAGCUGAGGCAGGAGGUGACCUGCUCGGAGCAGCCGAACCAGCACCAGCAGGAUGACGACCAGGUGAAGGAAAACAUCCAGGUGGACUGGGACCCGUACCUGAUCGAGGAGGAGAUGCUGGAGGAGGCUCUCGCACCGGCGCGAAAGAGGAAUCGAUGGUCAUCGAGGCUGGCGGCCAACAAGGAGGCGAUCGUGGAGGCGCUCCUGGCGGAGGUGGAUGCGGAGAUCCGCCGCUGA
This is a messenger RNA of Prorocentrum cordatum, 645 nucleotides long. The record is from the annotation of a GenBank genome assembly. Lineage: Eukaryota; Dinophyceae; Prorocentrales; Prorocentraceae.